Cicer arietinum (chickpea) is the source of this 677-nucleotide messenger RNA. RefSeq names its product cysteine proteinase inhibitor-like. Gene Ontology annotation, molecular function: cysteine-type endopeptidase inhibitor activity. Lineage: Eukaryota; Viridiplantae; Streptophyta; Magnoliopsida; Fabales; Fabaceae. The record is from RefSeq and is a predicted model, not a curated record.
AACCACACACAACAUAGGAAAGACACACACACACAUCGAAGAAAAAGAAAGAAAAAAAAAAUUAUUAAUGGCAACUCUAGGUGGUAUUACUGAGGUGGAAUAUACACAGAACAGCGUUGAAAUCGACAACCUUGCUCUCUUUGCUGUUCAAGACCACAACAUCAAACAGAAUGCAGUUCUGGAAUUUGUGAGGGUGUUAAGUGCAAAGAAGCAAGUGGUUUCUGGAACCUUGUACUACAUCACUUUGGAGACAAAGGAUGGUGAUAAGCAAAAGGUGUAUGAAGCCAAAGUUUUGGAAAAGCCAUGGUUGAACUUCAAGGAGGUGCAGGAAUUUAAGCUUGUUAGUGACAAUGAUGAUGCUCCUUCUGUGUCUAGCACUUAGCUAGGUUACUAAAUGUCAUGCUUUGCUAGGUUGGCCAUGGUGCAAAUAUCAGGAUAUCAAAUAUAUAUUAUGUGUGUAUAUGUUGAAUAAUGAUGCAUACAUUUGGCAUCUAAUAUGUGCAAUAACUCAUGUCUAUUGUGCUUCAAUUUAACCUUCUAUUUGAUUGCUUUUUAUGGUAGAUAUUGUCAUUCGUUCAGGUCGGAGAUUUGCCAAGUCAAUUGAUGUUUGUAAAUAGUUUGUGAAAUAAUCGAGGUUGUAUUUGACUUUGAUAAUAAGUGUUUUAUAUUAUUACAAA